Molecule: messenger RNA, 1743 nt
Organism: Ipomoea nil (Japanese morning glory)
Lineage: Eukaryota; Viridiplantae; Streptophyta; Magnoliopsida; Solanales; Convolvulaceae
Product: protein SHI RELATED SEQUENCE 1-like
Exons: 2
Coding region: 481-1545 (354 amino acids)
Biological process (GO): positive regulation of DNA-templated transcription
Cellular component (GO): nucleus
Molecular function (GO): DNA-binding transcription factor activity; DNA binding
Source: RefSeq, a predicted model, not a curated record
GUGUGAGUGAUAAACACUUUAAAUUGCGAUUGAGAGAGAGAGAGAGAGAGGAGAGAGAAAGAAAACCCCAGAGAGAGAAAGAUCAGAGAGGAGUGUGCUGCUGCUUAUCCUGCUGUUUCUUCUGUUGCUUUUAGGCCAUGGCGGCGUGGCAGAGCUCUAAUUCUACACUACUAACUUCUACUGUCUCUUAAAUGCUCCCCAUCACCCCCAAAAUCUCUCUCUCUCUAAAAAGUCUUCUCAUCUCACUUUGUUCUGUCCAAGAAAAAAGCUGCAAUUUUCAUUUCUUCUGCAGAUUCAAUCACUCCCCCCAGGCCCCAGGCCACAUAGAUAGAUAGAUAGAAACAAAUUUUGCUUUUUUUUUUUUUUUUUUGGGUUUAAUGAUUGUGUUGUGUUUUUGUGACUGUAACCCCGAAUUUACGACAAGAUCGAUCAAGAAAACCCUUUAGAGUUUAGAGCAGCUUGAGGUGUCAGCGUAUUAAAAUGGCGGGUUUCUUUUCCCUGGGCGGCGGAGGAGGAAGAGGAGGCGCCACCACUAACACCCAGGACCACCACCGGGAAAGCAGCAGCCAGCCCAACGAAAUCAACCCGGAAAGUUGGUUUCUUUACCGGAAUGACCAGGAAAUGGCGCCGGCGGGGUACAAAGGAUUCGAGCUGUGGCAAGAUCAACCCGCGGCGGCGCACCAAAUUCGCCACCACCAAAUCAACCCAUUGCAAGAUCUUUACUCCUCCGCCGUGGGUCUGGGCGUGGGGCCGAGCCGCACCGCCGCCGCCGCCGGGAUCGACGAGCAUUCCCGGUCCGCCGCGUUCGUCACCAUGAUGCGCAGCGGCGUCGGGUCCACCGGCGGCGGGAUUAGCUGCCAGGACUGCGGCAACCAAGCCAAGAAAGACUGCUCCCACAUGCGGUGUAGGACUUGCUGUAAGAGCCGCGGGUUUCAGUGCCAAACGCACGUCAAGAGCACCUGGGUUCCGGCGGCGAAACGCCGUGAAAGGCAGUCUCAGCUCGCCGCUUUACAACAACACCAAGAAAACGCUAAUAAUAAUCAGCAAAGCCUUCAGCUUCGUAGUAGCAGCAGCAGAGAAUUAACCCCCAAAAGACACAGAGAAGAUCCAUCCGCUAAUAAUUCCUCUCUUGCUCGUUUGCCCACCACCGGAACCCCACCGGCCGGGUUAGAAGUGGGGAAUUUUCCGGCGAAAGUGAGCCUCACGGCGGCGUUCCAGUGCGUGCGGAUGAGGUCGGUGGACGACGGGGACGAUCAGUACGCGUACCAAGCGGCGGUGAAUAUCGGCGGCCACGUGUUCAAGGGAAUUCUGUACGACGAAGGGCCGGAGAGCCAGUACUUGACGGCGGGGGAGAGCUCGUCUGGCGGCGGCAGCGCCGCCGCCGAACACAAUUUACUCCCUAGCACCGCCGCAACGUCGACUGCGGCCGCGGCGCCGGCGAGUGAUCAUCAAGGAUCCGGUUAUGUGGACCCCUCCUCUAUAUAUCCUGCUCCGCUCAGCACAUUCAUGGCUGGUACGUUCUUCCCACCUCCUGCAAGAUCUUAGAUCAGAGCUCCGAUCCCCCAACAUCAUUAUUCAGAAAAACAAAAACAUUAAAAAAAAAAAAGAAAUUAUAUUUAGGAUUCGACAAAAAAGGAGAAAAACGCGGGUACUAUGUCUGGUUUAUUUUCCACUUCAAAUUUCUAUGACAAGUUGAAUUUUUGUUUCAUAUAAAUAUAUAUAAUAUAAUUACUCUUUUGAAUU